This is a messenger RNA of Herpailurus yagouaroundi (jaguarundi), 2280 nucleotides long. RefSeq names its product alpha-1,3-mannosyl-glycoprotein 4-beta-N-acetylglucosaminyltransferase-like protein MGAT4E. Gene Ontology annotation, molecular function: acetylglucosaminyltransferase activity. Lineage: Eukaryota; Metazoa; Chordata; Mammalia; Carnivora; Felidae. The record is from RefSeq and is a predicted model, not a curated record. Gene Ontology annotation, biological process: protein N-linked glycosylation. The coding region runs from base 773 to 2245 and encodes 490 amino acids. The transcript is spliced from 6 exons.
GAGAUUGCCACACUUGGUAAGUCAUGUUGCCCAAAUGACUUUCUUGGGGAGCUUCCGAGUGACUUGACCUCUGUUGCCAUAAAGCCAGAUUCCAAUCUGCUCUUCUCAUUUUGAUUCCAGAUGUUCACCAGGUGCUAACCAAAGAUUAUCUCCUGCCAUUGGGAUUUUGAGUAAUUUUUAUUCUUUUUUUUCGUAAUUGAUCCAAUGUUUUACAUUAAACAUAUAUUGAUUUGAAUUUGGAGAAAAUAUCAAUAAAAAAUGAUUCCUAUUUGGAGAAAAAUGUGGCCCAGUCCACAGUCCUGGAUCUAGGUCAGAAUCCCAGGACACUGAUGUCAAAACUUCCUCACCAUUUCCCUGCAACCCUUACCAAGGAGCUGGUGUUUCAUGUGAAGUUGUAGAGGUAAACAGGUCCCAUUCAGAGAGGACAAUAGUUGUAGGUGGAGUGUCACCUGAAAGCAGUGACCAACUUUGCCUUGCCUUAGAGGAUGCACAUUCUGGCCUCAUCUAGCUCCCACAAAUAUUGUAUUUUCUUCUUGACUUUGGAGAAAACCUUGAAGUCUCAGGAGUUGUGAAGCUGAGUUCUUCUGCACCACCCCCCCAAAAAAAGCCUCAGAACUACACCUCCAGUAAAGAGAAAUUCCAGCCCUCAUCUUCUGUUAAACAAAAAGACUCUGAAGGACAUAGCACUCCAAACAUGAGUGGAUAAACAAAAGAAGCUCCUCCAAUUUUACCUGGAAACCCAGACAGGAGAGCUCCUCCAGGCCCCAGCACCAUGCGUCAUUGCCUAUGGAAAUAUAUCAUAGUUGUUGUGUCCUUAAUCUUCCUGAGCUUCUUCCUCCAAGAGAAUAAUGAAGAGCAUCUUACAUAUAACUUAUCAUUGCAGGAGGAAAAGAAGAAAAUACUGUGGCAGCUCAAUCAGGACCAAAUGAUCUCUGAGAGCAGAAGCCAUCUAGAGAACUUCAAGGACAUGCAGAAAGCCUCCCCUUUACUCCAACAGGCCAAGUACAAAUUGCUAGCUGGAUCCCCUCCCCAGGAAAAGAAACUGCUGACCAUAGGGAUUUCCUCAGAGCAACACCCUAAUGGGAGCUACCUCUUGGACACCCUGCGGUCCCUGUUCCAAGCUUCCUCAGAACACGAGCUGAAUUGUAUCGUGGUGCUGGUCCACCUGUCAGAUCCCGACCCCGAAUGGCUCAGACGAACAGUUGCCAAUAUUUCAGACCUCUUCAAACCACAUAUUGAGGCCCAGAAGCUGCUCGUGAUCCACGGUCGUCUCGGUGACUCUCCUCUCCCAGGGGAUCGGGAUAAUGUUAGUCGCACCUCACGCUGUGAAGCGCAUUAUUCCAGGCAGAAAGUCCAUUAUGCCCUCCUCAUGAACUUUGCUAUCAACCUCUCUGAAUACUUUCUGAUGAUGGAAGAUUAUGUUUACUGCACUUCCAAAUUUAUUUCUACCAUCUAUUGGGCAUUAUCAGCCUGGAAAGAACUACCUUGGGCGAUCCUGGAGUUCUCCAGCCUAAGCCUCUCUGGGAAAGUUUUCCACACCAGUGACCUCUCCCACCUGGCCUCUCUCUUUCUCCUUUUCCAUAAGGAUAUUCCCAUUUACUUGUUUCUCUCUGAAUUCCGCCUUCUCUUGGCCCAGAGUGUUCCAAUUCGUUUCAGUCCCUCAGUCUUCUUCCACAUAGGCAAGUAUCCUGCGUUUGAGGACACAUGCUUUCCUGUGGAGAAGGAGAAGGUGUUUGGUGAACCAGACAACCCCCUUGCCAGCGUCCUCACUGACAUGAUAGCAGAAAUGAAUGGUAUUCCACAAUACGCUUAUACUCUGAACGAAGAGUGCUACUCUACUCUCAAUCCUGUAAGAGGCAACUACUUGACGGUGAUUUUGGAGAAGCCACAAAAAGUCAUCCGGAUAGAGGUCCUGACAGGUUCUGACAAAAAAGGGCUGUAUUGGCUACGGCAGGGGCAAGUGGAGCUGGGCUAUGAUCCCUUGGAGAAUUCCAGAGGCUGCACCCGCUAUACCCUUCUAGGUCCACUGGUGGAAGGAAAUUUAGACCAGAGGGUAUUUUAUGAAGAAGAUUCUGUGGAGGAGUUGAGUUGUAUACGACUGCUUGUGCUAGCCUCUCAAGAGUCUUGGCUCCUGAUCAGGCAGAUCAAAGUCUGGACUCAGCAUGAGGAAGAGGAGAGUUAUGACAGUGGGAAUUCUGGAAAGGUGGGGUUUGGGAAUGGAAUCAACAUGGCCGACCAGAAAUAAAACCGAAAUUGAUCAAGGCCUGCUCCUUCAGAGUA